UCGAAUCUUUGACGCACCGGUAAACCGCACAGCUUCAUUUGACGUCAAGCUUUUGUUGAAGAAACAUGUUUUUCUGUUUGAUUCUGGUUUUCAUCUCCAUAUUUACGGGUGCUACUGCUGCAAAUAGUUGCAGUUGUUCCUGUUCAGGAAACUCUCCAUUUAAUGGUCGAUCAGCAAUACGUCAAUGUACCUUCUCAAAAAUCAAUGAAGAUAAAGAUGUCGGGGGAAUCAGAACGUGCGGUUUCCAAAAAAUUUCUGACAACACAGCUCUGAGAGCAACAUUUCAGGGAGACAUUAGAAUGCUUGGCUGCACUAACGGAAGAUGUUGUCGACGAUGGUUCAUUACGUUUAAUGGUCAGGAAUGCAGUUCACCUGCACCUAUUGAUGCUGUCGUGUAUGCCAACGUUGCUGUCAACCUCCACCGACCAGGGACUUUGGAUGGGUUUUGUGAGAAUAUUCCAAAAGGAAGAGUUGUCGUUGGUGUUUCUGUCGGAGAUUGUAAACUUAGUGCACAUCCUAACGGAAACGCGUUCACUGGAUGGAAUUCUGUCGCACGUCUGAUCAUCGAAGAAGUUCCACCAUUGCAAUAAAACAAACAAGAAAGAAUUUCGUUUUUUUACCAAACGACAUAUUUAUUUACAUUUUUAGGCGAAGCCAA
Messenger RNA from Dendronephthya gigantea, 658 nucleotides. RefSeq names its product collagen triple helix repeat-containing protein 1-like. The record is from RefSeq and is a predicted model, not a curated record. The transcript is spliced from 3 exons. Bases 66 to 590 code for a protein of 174 amino acids. Lineage: Eukaryota; Metazoa; Cnidaria; Anthozoa; Malacalcyonacea; Nephtheidae.